Iphiclides podalirius (scarce swallowtail) is the source of this 867-nucleotide messenger RNA. The record is from the annotation of a GenBank genome assembly. NCBI's taxonomy places the organism in Eukaryota, Metazoa, Arthropoda, Insecta, Lepidoptera, Papilionidae.
AUGGUGCGGCGGCGGGAAGCCAGGCGUGCUUCUUUCACGCAACUGUGCACCGCUUUAUUGUGGUUGCUCACCUGUUUCAACGAACUAAAUGCUGUUAAAAUAGUGAAGCUAGUAGUACCAGAAAUAAUACAGUACGGUGUCCAGGACGCUGUGAUCUUAGACUGUGAGUACACGUAUGGAAACAACACUUCCGGAUUAGUGGUGAAGUGGUUCUUCAGAAAUAAAGCGAGACCGGUCUACCAAUGGAUUGUGUCACAGAAACCGCAGGAUAUGGGAAUAUUGAGAGGCCGCGUUGAUUUAACCUACAGGGCAUCGAACGAUCCAUUAAAAAUGCACAGAGCACUUCGCAUAGUGAAGCCGAAUACGGAUAUUUCUGGUGAUUACACGUGUGUCGUUUCAACAUUCAUGGAAGAAGAUUCGAAAACUAAGCAAAUGGUUGUUUUUGUGCCGGAGACGAACUUCCGUCUGAUUCAAAACAAGACUGACGAUGACACUGUGAACGUCAUAUGUGCUGCGGACGGAGCGUUUCCUGCUCCGAACCUCACACUUGCAACACCCGAAAGGCGAUUAGAUGGUGUUUUCCACGACGUCAAACUAUUAAAUGGAAGAUACUCGGCAAUGGCAUCGGUCACACUGCUUGACGCGGACCUGCCUUCUCCUGCUGAGUUCAUCUGCACCUUGAGAAUACCGUUAGCAAACUACGCUGUGAGAAAGGAAGCAAUAUAUUAUCCAGGUCCUAUAAGUACUACUCCGGAGAUGCCAACUGCAGCAGAUAUGCAGUUGGCGGCAGCUGUGGGAUCCAAAGGAGCAAACAGAUGCACCGCAAUAGCAUUAGUUUUGCUACCAGCUUUGGCUCAAUCAUUAUUG